AUGGCGUCUUGGAGUUGGUGUGCGUACGGUGCGUCCGGCACUGUGCUUCAUGGGUGCAAAGUGUUGAUGGAUGCAGAAUCCAGUUCUCAUUAUCCGCAACCCUUGCUUGUCACAACAACCCCACAUCUAAUCCCUCCGAGCAUGAUGUUGUGUCCAAACUUCCUUCCAAACAAGUGGUUGAAGGACAGUUACUCAGGAGGAGCCACAGCGGUUAGUCCGAGGCUUCCUAAGAAGCACUUGCGAUCUGAUCACCGAUAUUGCUCUUCUGAACCGCUGGUUAAUCGGCUGCAAAGAACGGGAGAAUGCUUAUUCAAACUUGCAAACACCCAUCUGUUGCUUUAG
Messenger RNA from Pochonia chlamydosporia 170, 342 nucleotides. RefSeq lists its product as hypothetical. Lineage: Eukaryota; Fungi; Ascomycota; Sordariomycetes; Hypocreales; Clavicipitaceae. The transcript has a single exon. Bases 1 to 342 code for a protein of 113 amino acids. The record is from RefSeq and is a predicted model, not a curated record.